Molecule: messenger RNA, 2451 nt
Organism: Aquila chrysaetos chrysaetos
Lineage: Eukaryota; Metazoa; Chordata; Aves; Accipitriformes; Accipitridae
Product: zinc finger protein 696-like
Exons: 5
Coding region: 81-1790 (569 amino acids)
Biological process (GO): regulation of transcription by RNA polymerase II
Molecular function (GO): RNA polymerase II cis-regulatory region sequence-specific DNA binding; DNA-binding transcription factor activity
Source: RefSeq, a predicted model, not a curated record
ACACCCCGGCCCGCUCCGCCCCGCCGGGGCCGCCAGGCGCGGGGAGGCCCGGAGCGGGGCACCGAGAGCCCCGCGGCGCGAUGCAGGACGGCUACGAGUCGGUCAUCUCCCUGGCUGAAGAGAUCGCCAUCAGCUGGCCUCAGAUAGCUGCCCUGGCUGAGCCCCCCAGGCGCCAAAGUUUGCUGCAUGAUGCAGACCUAGAGCCUCCCCAGGGGCAGCCGGAGCUGCCGCACGAUCUGGCAACAACCCCCUCGUGCCUGGGGCCGUCUUUGCCCAAUUUCCAGAAGCAGCUGAAGGCCAUCCUGCAAACCAUCGGCCGGAGCCAGGUGGAGAAGAUGCUUCAGGAGCUGAUGGAGGAGCAGAAGCAGGAAGGGAGAGUCCGGCGGUGCCGGAGGGCUGUGAAGGGCCCCAGAGGCAGAGCGGGCAGUGGGACUGAGAUGGUGACGGAAGAGAUGCGUCCUUGGGAUGGCAAUGCAGUGACAUCGGGUGCAUGGGGCAUCUUCUCAGGGGUGACUGCGGGGAGCGUCCCCCAGAGCUCGGAGCAGGACGCAGCCCAGGCACGCCAGCAAGGCCCUGAUGGGGCACCGGAGAGCCCCUCAACAGGCCCCCCCAGCACAUCGGCUUGUGGGGAAGCCGUCAGGACAGCCAGAGAUAUCCCAGCCCCCCCGAAACCUCGGUCGGAGGAGCCAGACCAAGGUCCCCGGUCUGGGUGCAAGGAGGACUGCAGUGGGCAGGGCGAUGCCCCCCCAAAAGCUGGUGGAGCGCUGGAGGAGAUGCUCCACGGUUGCGCGGACAGUGAAGAGCUCUCUGCCUCGCCACGGACCCCCCUGCUUGGUGUGGAGGCUGCCAGAUGUCUCCUGCCGUGGGCAGAGCUGGCCCUCCAGCCCUGGCCUGUGGGGAGCCCGUGCAAGUGCCCGGCUUCUGGGAGGUGUACAGGGCCGGCAUCCCCCGUCCUCCCCCAGCACAGAACCCCCUGCGAGUGCCCAGCCCACGGGCGCCGCGUCCGCCUCGGCGCGGGGCUGGCCAGGCACCAGCGUACCCCAGCGACCACCAAAGGCGUCCGGCCCCAGGGCUCCCGUGUGGCUUGCAGACGGCGCGGCAGCCGCCGGGGCCGCCCGGCCGAGGUUCCCGUGGACUGGACAAGCAGCCCAGUGGCUGUGGUUUCCCCUCUGCCGGCCGGGAGCCGCCAGUGUUACCUGUGUGCCGAGUGCGGCAAAGGCUUCACGCAGCGCUCGGCCCUCAGCAAGCACCGGCGCAUCCACUCGGGCGAGCGGCCGCACCAGUGCGGGGACUGCGGCAAGCGAUUCCUGCAGCGCUCUGACCUUACCAUCCAUCAGCGCCGGCACACGGGCGAGCGGCCCUACGGCUGCCCGGAGUGCGGGCGACGCUUUAGCGUCAGCUCCAACCUGGCCAAGCAUCGCCGAGCCCACCUGGGCCAACGUCCCUUCCCCUGCCCCAGCUGCGGCAAAGCCUUCACCCAGCGCUCCGAGCUGGUCAUCCACCAGCGCCUGCACACCGGCGAGCGGCCCUACUGCUGCCCGCUCUGCGCCAAGUGCUUCAGCCGCCGUUCACACCUCACCCGCCACCAGCGCACCCAUGGACCUCGGCCCCCUGCCGCCCCCCACCCUGACCGGGGGGCACGGCCUGGAGCUGGGGGGCACGGCCCGGGACCUCUCACAGUCCCUGUCCCCUCUGCCUCGGGUAGUCCCCCAGCCCUUGCAGCCUUGAGUGCCACCGCUCGGCCCCAGGGGCUUUCUCUGCUCCUACCUGGUCAGGUAGAGGCCACCUGAGGUGGGAUGAGGUUUGCUGCCCCUCUGGGCCUCGGCUCGGCCCCGCUCUUUUCCUUUCCCCCCAGCUCUGGCUCCGAGACCCUCAGCUGCAGCUGACCCACUCCGUUCUCUUGCUUUUUGCAUCCUUUUUUUCUCCUUUUUUCCCCUCUCCCGCCUUGCUGCUCCAUCUCCAUCACCAGAAUCUUGCGGCCACUGACCCUCUUGACGAGGCAGACGCAUUCCCCCUUCCCUCUUUGCCACCACUGCUUUUUGGCCAGGCAAGACACAAGUGCUCAGCCCCAUCCCCCAGUGACCUGCCCCAGCAAGCCCUGGGGUGGCAGGAUGCCUGCCUGUGCCCAGUUCAACCAGUCUGCCUGCCCAGGCAGGGACCAGGACGAGAGCGGAGCUCUGCCUCCUUUCUCCCAGCAAGGUGCUUGCAGAAAAUGUGUGGUGCUGUGGGGUGCUCCUGUCCCCCCCAAAGGUCUUGGGUACUGGACUGGGGCCAGACUGUGGAGCAUCCCUGCGUCUUGCUGUUUUGGGUUCAUUUUUUGGGAGCAAGAAGCGGUGGAGGAUGUGCUGUGAUGGGGAAAGUGAUGCCCAUGCCAUCCCACAGACGGGAUGCAAAGGAGACUUUUUAUCUUCUGGCAUUCAGUUAGGAGUAAUAAAGUAGAAGUUUUGCAGA